Sebastes umbrosus (honeycomb rockfish) is the source of this 2878-nucleotide messenger RNA. It is a transcript of the gene tbx1, whose product is annotated as T-box transcription factor 1. Gene Ontology annotation, cellular component: nucleus. Bases 815 to 2200 code for a protein of 461 amino acids. Gene Ontology annotation, biological process: cell fate specification; positive regulation of DNA-templated transcription; regulation of transcription by RNA polymerase II. The record is from RefSeq and is a predicted model, not a curated record. NCBI's taxonomy places the organism in Eukaryota, Metazoa, Chordata, Actinopteri, Perciformes, Sebastidae. Gene Ontology annotation, molecular function: DNA-binding transcription factor activity, RNA polymerase II-specific; RNA polymerase II cis-regulatory region sequence-specific DNA binding. The transcript is spliced from 7 exons.
UAAAAACAGACCAUAAUGCGCAUAUCCAGCUCGGAGAAGGGCUGUAUAUAAUCCAUUCCGUAUAAAUCUAUUUGUCCAAUAACUAGAAAGCAACAGUCACCUGCUGCCCGUCUGUUUGUUUGUUCAUGCAAAUCAAUGUGUGUUUACCUUGUAACUCCGUUUAACACUCCACUCUGCCGGCCAGAUCCUCUAUUGUUCACUAACCGGGGUGAUGUGGGCGAUACUCUUAUCCUAAAGUUAAAUGGGUGCCGGAAAGCCCAUUAAAAAGGGGCGCACUUCUCUGUCAAUCAGUCUCGUCCCAAGGCGAGGAAAAGGCACAUUACCUGCAGUUCCUUAUCUAAAUAGAAAUAAGAACCGGUUUUAUCGCAAAGGGGAGGCCCUCUGCGUCAGAUAAGAGAGGAGAGGAGACCUGGUUGCAGUGUGACACACUAGUGUAACACACAGUGUAACUCACUGCAGCAGCAGCGCACAACAGAGGCCGCUCACUGCAGAGAUCGAUCCGAAGCAACAACAACAAAAAAAGUCAUUCACGCGCACUCGGAGUGAAUAGUUCGGAGAUUUCUACGCGUUUUGGGAAACAUUUCGUCACUAUUUUGGCUCUUUUAGAUGAGGCAGACUGUGUAGCAUGCCGGCAGUGGAUGCAACCUCAGGGAUUACUGAGCAGCCGAGACGGAAACUUUUAAAGCCGAAAGGGGUGCAUUUGUGCGUGACAUCUUCAUCUGGAGAUCACUGAAUCCUGCUUGUGUUUUUUACUCUCUGCGUUGUAACCGACUUUAAAGUGCACGGCAUAUUUAGUAAAUCCAGGUUUUUUGGGAUGAUUUCAGCCAUAUCCAGUCCGUGGCUGACGCAGCUGUCCCAUUUUUGCGAUGUUGCAGCCUUCACGACAAGCAGCCUGAGCAGCCUGAACACGGCGGGCGGCUACCACCUCUCUCCGUCCCCCGGGGACCCCUACAGCCAGCAUGAGUCGGCCCACUACGAGCCUUGCCCGGCGGCACAGCACACCUACAGCUACCCAGGCUCCAACCCGGGCCAGGCUCCGCAGAGCGACGGCGGCGGGACUCCCAACUGCUCCUCGUCCUCCGCCAACUCCACACCCAACGGGAAAACUCUGGUGAAGAAGAACCCCAAAGUGGCCAACAUUAACGUGCAGCUGGAGAUGAAAGCUUUAUGGGACGAAUUUAAUCAGUUGGGCACAGAGAUGAUCGUUACCAAGGCCGGCAGGAGAAUGUUUCCAACUUUCCAAGUGAAAAUCUUUGGGAUGGAUCCCAUGUCAGACUACAUGCUCCUGAUGGACUUCCUGCCUGUAGACGACAAACGUUACAGGUAUGCUUUCCACAGCUCCUCGUGGCUGGUCGCCGGUAAAGCUGACCCCGCCACGCCGGGCAGGGUCCACUACCACCCGGACUCUCCGGCUAAAGGCGCGCAGUGGAUGAAGCAGAUUGUCUCUUUUGAUAAACUCAAACUCACCAACAACCUGCUGGAUGACAACGGCCAUAUCAUUCUGAACUCCAUGCACCGCUACCAGCCCAGGUUUCACGUGGUUUAUGUGGACCCUCGCAAGGACAGCGAGAAAUAUGCCGAGGAGAAUUAUAAGACCUUUGUUUUUGAGGAAACCCGCUUCACAGCGGUCACAGCGUACCAGAACCACCGGAUCACACAGCUGAAGAUAGCCAGCAAUCCCUUCGCGAAGGGCUUCAGGGACUGUGAUCCAGAGGACUGGCCCAGGAAUCACAGGCCAGGCUCUCUGCCAAUAAUGAGUGCCUUUGCCAGAACAAGAAACCCAAUGUCAUCUCCCCCUCCGCAGAACGGCACAGAGAAAGACAGUAGACGGGAGUACGAGAGAGACCCCAGCGGCACGCCCAUACACGCAGACCCGGCUCACCAACUGAUGUCCCGGGUCCUCAGCCCCGCCUUGCCCGUCCCGGGAGGCCUUCACGGCGUCCAACUCACCAGUGGCCGACCUAGCCCUCCCCACGACCUUCGCUCGGACCCCCACGGUCUACCGCCGGACACCCUGCACCACCACCCUUACAAGUACCCCACCACCUAUGAACACUACCUGGGAGCCAAGACCAGGCCGUCGCCCUAUCCUUUACCCAGUAUCAGAGGACACACGUACCACCACCACAUGAACCCAGCCACAGCUAACAUGUACUCAGCCACCAGUGGCCCCUCUAACUAUGACUACGGGCCCAGAUAAUGACUGCUGUCCACCAGGCCUAACGGCGCUAAGCACUGUGGGAAUGGAAAUAGGCAGGAAAGGCAACACAGUCAAUUAAUGGCUUACGCAACCUGCGGGGUGCAUUCACGGGCUGAAACUCUGCUGGAUAAACCCUGCGGUAUUUAUUUAAAGGAAAUGUUGCGUGAAGCACGGGCACCUGCUCUGAGUCCUUGAAGAGGUCUACCUUUGACCUUUGAACCCAAAUGGCAGUAGCUCCACGCCAGGGCACUUCUUACCCGAGCGGUGCAGACAUUGAGCCAGCAAACAGAGGAGACAGGAGGGACCUCUCCUUAACACGGACAACACCUUUGAUCACAGACUGGAAUUGAAUUCUUUUUUUUUGUGUUGGAUGCACUUUUUGAUUUGCCUUGUUUUUAUUGCUUUCAAAAAAGCCAUAUGUUAUAUAGUCCAUCAACCUCCUAGGUAGACGAGAUGUUUGCAUGUUGAGCUCAUCAGAGAGGGUGUUGAAACACACCCCAAUGUUUUUGUUUGAGGAAAAAAAAAAAUACAAGAUUUGAUUUUUGAAACAUCUUGAGCCGCUCUGAGAAGCUUGUACCAUGGCACUGACUUGCAGCAAUUCAAAGUAAAUAAAUGAAGCAGAAUGACUGUUCUGUAUCUGUAAAAUAAACAUUAAAUUCUUGUAAUUCAUAAAAAAAA